UGUGAUGCAGAUAAGGUCUGUUUGUAUUCUACUAUUAUUCUGCCUGGUGAAUCAUUUCUUUGAUACGAUGCUACUGAACUUUAGUACCUGACUGACUGAACGAAGUUGUAACUUAUAAUAAUUUAUAAGUGGUUCCCUUCCGUUUAAAAAACUAGCAGAAGUACAUAGCAUUCCAUUAUAACUGGUUUUAAGAAAUACGUUAUAGUUUUCAGUUAUUGUUUGCCAUUCUCUCUCGGUGCAUUGUUGUGAAAGAGUUUCAUUCAAGGGCAAACAAUUAAUUUACAAUUUGUGAAUGAAUCAUAAUUGAAUUAUCUUUUUGUGUCCUUAUAAAUCUCAGUGAUAAUUAAAUUUUGAUCCAAGAUGUCGAUGUAUCCCAGCUUGGAGGAUAUGCAGACCACUGAGCUUAUCAAGGCUCAGGUGGAUGCCAUACGAUCUACGCAACAACAUAACGCCAUGCCAUCAUACCCUGCCCAAGAUUAUGGCGCUCCAUCCGCACCAGUUUUGACCCUGAGCAGAAAUGGAGGAAGUGCUACAUACAGCAACGCCAUGGCAUAUCCUUCUCUCAGAGAUUUUAUGGGAAUGGAGUUGACCGAGGAGAUGAUUCGUCUGAAUAUGCCAGAAUAUGGUGCAGUUGCUGUUUCACAACCAAAUUCCAUUGUACAACACAACAAUGCUGGAGUUGGAGUAAUUGCUCCAGUUUCUGGAACAAAUUCAGCCGUCGUCAAGUCGAUGGUAACUCACGGCGUUCGUAGAGCAGUGGUCAGGAAAGAUGCAGCUGGAAAAGUUGGACUUCGGGUACGCGCAAUGAAUACUGGCGUUUUUGCUUGUCUCGUAAUGGAUGGAACUCCAGCAGCUAAGGCCGGAAUUCGAUUUGGAGAUCAAAUUUUACAAAUCGACGGUCAAGACAUGGCAGGUUUAUCAGUUGAAAAGGUGCAUAAAAUCUUUAAGGGUAAAAAUCCUGGAGAUUCGUUUGAGCUUGCUGUUCGUGACCGGCCAUUCGAAAGGUCAGUCUGUCUCGUCAGAGAUUCGUCGGGUUGCAUCGGAUUCCAAUUCCGUCACGGAGAAAUCAUCAACAUUGUUAAGGACUCUUCUGCAGCGAGAAACGGACUCCUUACGCAACACAAUUUGCUCGAAAUUAAUGGGAAAAAUGUCAUUGGAUUGAAGGACAAGGAAAUUUCCAAAGUUAUUCAAGCUACGCCUGGCAGCGCCCUGAACGUCACGAUUAUGCCGAGUUUCCUUUAUGGCCACAUGGUUAAGCAAAUGGAUGGGUCACUCUUUGGGAAAAUGGAUCACUUGUCUCCAGAAUUCUAAGAAAUUGAAAUUACUACGAAUGGACGGAAUGCAAAACAAUGAAUACAGCUUACAUUUUUUGACAAGAUUUUAGCUCUCUGUCUAUCCUUCGUUCUCGUUACCAUAAACUAUUAGUCAAUUUUCGACUUUCGAGUAUCAUUCCAAACUAUGCACUAUGAUAGUUAUUACUAUUACUACUAGUUAUAUAUUCGUUCCUACAUAAUUUCAGUACAAUCAAUUAUAUCUCUAUUAUCCAACCAUAUUCCAAAAUUCCAAUUGAGAGUAGUUAUAGCCCUUUGAAUUUUUGUCUGCCAUAUUAUCAAGGUCGGGCUUUUAAUGUUACAAACUUCUUUAAGGAAUGAACGAUAUGCAAUAUUAUUAUACAAAUCGAUAUGUGUAUUUUAUGAAUAAGUUCGUUUGCGCAUUAUUACUGAACGUAUACAUACUUAUAUGUGACGAAAGCAACUAGAUUAGCCAUGAAACGUACUAUAUUGCAAGUUGCCUAUUGUUUUUGGUACAUGAUUUGAAAAUAGUCAAUGAUUUAUUAUUAUAUUUAUGAAAAAAAUGAAUAAACAAAUUUUAAAUGUAAAA
Messenger RNA from Folsomia candida, 1881 nucleotides. RefSeq names its product syntenin-1. Bases 361 to 1311 code for a protein of 316 amino acids. Gene Ontology annotation, molecular function: protein binding. The record is from RefSeq and is a predicted model, not a curated record. Gene Ontology annotation, cellular component: cytoplasm; plasma membrane. The transcript is spliced from 7 exons. NCBI's taxonomy places the organism in Eukaryota, Metazoa, Arthropoda, Collembola, Entomobryomorpha, Isotomidae.